AAAAUUUAAUUUAUAGUCAUUGCGUCCGACAUCCGUCUCGCUGGUCCACUUGAAGAACACACAUCUGGCCAAAUUGAAUCAUUAUUUGAAAGUAAUGUGUACUCUACUACCCGUAUUAUUCGUUCUGUUUUGCCAGUAUUAAAGAAACAACACCAUGGAAAAAUUUUGGUAACCAAUACUCAAGCUGGAAUAUUUGGAAUGCCAUUUCAUUCCGCUUACAGUGCUACGAAAUUUGCCGUUAAUGGCCUUCUCGAGUCCUUAGCUCCAGAGUGCCUCCGAUUUAAUAUAUAGUGAGUAUGCAUUAUGCCUAAUUUAAAUAAGGCACGCGUUUAUUCAUUCUCAAUGUGUAGCUAAAGAUGCUGUAAAGUCCGUUCUGUGCAUUAGUUCUGCUCAUAAACGGGGACCUGCAGCUAUAAACAUUGCCCAAAUUUUGCAUCUUUCGAACUUUUUUGAAUUGGAACGUAGAGUUUAUAUUCAUUCACAAGCAUAGCGAACCAGAAAAGUGUUAGAUAUUCAAUUAGUAUAUCAUAUUUUACAAAUAUAGCAGUUCAAAAUGUAAACAAAGCGUUUGUUUACAUUACGGACUUUACAGCAUCUUUAAUUUUUCUUAAAUUUGCAAAUAAUCACGCGUUAAGAAUGAAUGACGCUAUAGCGCCAUCAGCGAAAGCUGGUUUCAAUGGAGGGCGUCCAAGCUGUAUAUAUAUAGAAAACAUCGACAACUAGUAUACAAACCACAGUAACAAACAAAUAAUUAUUAAGGUAAAUAGUUUACAAGGUCGUGGUGUGACGCAAUUAAUCAAAAACUGAACUGUUCAUCGACGAAGAUCGAUAUAGAGCUUGCCUUAAUUCCGUAGCUUAGCCUCGCUGUAAUUGAACGUUUUUUAAAAGAUAUUAUUUUUUUGGUAAUGGAAGUAACAGACUUAUAUUAAUAUUUCUGAGAUUAUUUUAAUUAACAUCUAAUGAAAUGAAAUUAUUUGUGAAAAUGUUACUAACCGUUACACUGUAUUCUCGCCAACUCUAAUAAAUAACACAAAGGUAUCAUAACUCCCAAUAUCAAGUAAUCAAAUAAUCAGAGUUUAAUACAAUCACUUUUCCUCUUUAAAGUGUGUCAAUUUUGGAAACAAGUCUUUCCAAUGAAUCAGACAAGAAUGCGAAGGCCAUACGACUUGCGAUGGAAAACGACACGUCAGCCUUGGAUGGUGAUACUGUGGAUUACUAUGAGAACUUUAACAAUCGUCUUAAGAAGAAUAGGUCAUCGGUUAAAAAGCCCAACCCUAUGAAGUUGGGAGACACGGUGAAGGACAUAUUACUAACUUCCAAGCCACAUUUUCGCUAUCAGAUCAACCGUGUUUGCAAGGAAGCUGCAAGACAAAAACUAACUGAUGAAAGUGGCGAUUCUUUUAUUGAAGAGGCGGCAGAAAAAUACCUCUAAUAAUAUGUUAAAAUUGACAGGUGAAAAUUAUAAACAAACGUAAAAUUUGACCAGAUAUUUGCAUGCCAUGACAAUUUCAACCUUGGACCCUUGUAAGAAUGUUAAUGUUUAAUUUUAGUUGAAAACCAUAGCUAAGAAUAAGGACAAGGUUAUAAACCAACAUGUUCUGCAACCCUUCGCCAAGUUUUUUAGUUUUCAUUGGAUCAGACAAAUCUGUAUAGAUGCGUGGUAAUAUUUCUUUUUGUGCAUGCAGUGGACAAAAUGUACCUUUACGUAUGCGAUCCUGCACUGAGUUGAAGCGAUCCAGAGAACUGCGAUAAUUCAGAUUAAAUCAAAUUAAAUGCGAAUAUAUUGCAGUGCUUAAGCUGCAUAAUUUGUGGAUACCUGUUUAAUGAGCUAGAUAUAAUAACUUAUAAAGAUUGCUGAUUACAAUACAACGGCAGUUUGAGGGGCGGUGGCGCCAUGUCCGGUAUCAGCCGCAUGAGGAAAUGAGCUUCCGAGGAUGCAAACGUAAGAAGACUGAAACGGCUGUUCAACUCUAAUUAGUGACCAAAAAUAACGGUCAGAUAAU
Molecule: messenger RNA, 2003 nt
Organism: Paramuricea clavata
Lineage: Eukaryota; Metazoa; Cnidaria; Anthozoa; Malacalcyonacea; Plexauridae
Source: the annotation of a GenBank genome assembly